Messenger RNA from Neoarius graeffei (lesser salmon catfish), 4726 nucleotides. It is a transcript of the gene ctbp2a, whose product is annotated as C-terminal binding protein 2a. The record is from RefSeq and is a predicted model, not a curated record. The transcript has 10 exons. Bases 1 to 3342 code for a protein of 1113 amino acids. Gene Ontology annotation, molecular function: transcription corepressor activity; oxidoreductase activity, acting on the CH-OH group of donors, NAD or NADP as acceptor; NAD binding. Lineage: Eukaryota; Metazoa; Chordata; Actinopteri; Siluriformes; Ariidae.
AUGUUGGUCUCUAGCAAGCAGUUGCCGAUUGGCCGUUCCCAGAGCUGGGACGUACUGGGUGGCAAUGAAAGUCAGUGGGAACGGAGCGAGAAUAUGUACGAGCAGCAAAACAGGACAACUGACCGACGGAACUCCUUCGGAGGGGAUGCUGGAAGUUUGUAUGAACCACCCACUGGUGUGCGCCCCUCUGACAUGGAUAUGAAACGGGAGCCGUACCAUUACCAGUUGUCACUUUAUAAUCAAAAUUAUGUGGAUCGACUAGAUCCCUGCAAGAUGAGAGAGAAUUCUGUUCCUGAGCUGAAUAGUCAUUAUGAACGUCCACCCAUGACCCAUCGUGUUUCUCUAACUCCACUGGAUCCUUACCAGCAAGAUCCUGCAGUGUUUUCCAGGUCAUCUGAUGGCUUUAAUUGUGGAGAACGAAUGCCGCUUAACCAGUCGGCUUCCCAUUAUGUUAUGAUGGGAAGGAAUCAACCACUUUGGAACCAGAACCAAUCUGGGAGGUCUAGUGUGCCUGCCCCGACUCCAGCACCACCUCCUACACACAUUUACGGGGAGCCAUGCCUUCCUGGCCCCCCACCUGCCACACCACUAGCCAAAAUGAUGCCAGAAAGCCAGCGCAUACCUAGCCGAGCACCGUCUCCUGCUCGCUAUGCCAUUGAGGCAGCUAAUCCUCGCUAUGAGGCUGAGGCCCCCACUUCUCUUCCUGGGUGCUCAAUGUAUAGUGAUCUUAAUGGGAGACCGGUGGAUCAAAGUCAGCCUGUAGCCACCUGCUUGGUGAUGGGUUCAUCUUCUCAAGGUAUGGUUAUGCAGCAGGAAAGCCCUUCAUCAUGUGUUUUAGGACAACAGCAACAGACCCAACAACAAAAACAGGAACCAGCUCAGCAACAGUUGCAGCAGCAAAUGCAACAAGUUCAGUCAUUUCAUCAAGCACAGCAGUUUCAACCAGUUCAACAACCACAACAAAUACAGUCAGUUCAACAACCACAGCAAACGCAAUCAAUCCAGCAACUGCAGCAAAUGCCACUUGUGCAACAAACCCAGCCUGCACAAUCUGUUCAGCAGGGGCAACUUGUGGGACCACUGAAUCCUAUAUGCGACCCUAACCCUCUCUUGCCAGCUCCUGCCUCAGUGACCACUUCGGUCACAGCUGUUAUCCCUGCUCAAGGUCCUCCUCAGCUCCCCACCCAACCUGCUCCUCCUCCAACACCUCAAAACUCAAUGGCUCCUGUAGACCCCAAGAAGACAGCUGACCCAGAGUUUGUGGCAUUUCUACGUAAUGAAGGUUUAUCAGAGUGCACUAUAACCUCUCUGUUACAGCAGGGCUUUGAUUCCACUGCAAUGUUAGCUGUUAUGGAACAGAAUGAUAUUCACUCUGUUGCACCCAACUUGGGGCAGGCACGCGUUCUCUCUCGUGUGGCAGUUAGUUGCAAACGUCCUCCAGACAUCACUCAGCACCAGAGUGCCCCAGUACGAGGACGAUCCAACAGUUUCAGCCAUCGCAGUGACUUGUACAUGCACCAGCAACCACCAAUGACUCCGCCCUUGUAUCAGCCACCCUUGAUGCCAGUCCAGACCAUCUUCCCCAGGAUGGCUGAAGUCAUGGGCCGUAGGCCUAGUAGUGCUCCCUCCCAGCACCUUCUAGAGGCUAGUGGAUACCCUGUAACAAGGACACCAGGGUCUUUCAGUAGUGCAGUGCUGCCUGUUCAACAUCAUACUCUGUCUGCUUACGCUCCUCAAGCUGGCCUACCUAUGCCAUCUUUGGCAGCAGUGUCCCAGCAAGUUCCACUUCCAUCACGCAUAUCAGGAGUGCAACCACAAAUCCUUGGUUUGCAACAAAUGCCAGCCCCUGUGCAUGGCAUGCCACAACAAACACCAGCACUGACUGGACUGCCACAGUCAGCAACCAUGCCCACUCUGCCAGCAAAGCAAGCCCCCAAAGCAUACUCCACCAACUACACUGUACCCAUGGAGCUGAUGAAGAGGGAUCGAAACCUGGCCACAAUGUCUAGCCUGUCCAAUCCACAGCCAAGCCCCCAUAUAAUGCGGAAGACUGGGUUAGCACCUCAUGAGAAUUCCCUGGUGCCUGUAGGUGCUGUUAUACAGACUCCUAGCCUUGCCAAUCAGAAGCUUUCACGACGUACUGGACCCCCUGUUAUUGUCUCCACCAUGGCAUCACCUGACACAAGUAUAAGGCCACAAAUCAUGAACGGACCGAUGCAUCCUCGGCCGCUGGUUGCUCUGCUGGAUGGACGGGAUUGUACAGUAGAGAUGCCCAUCCUCAAAGAUUUGGCAACUGUGGCCUUCUGCGAUGCCCAGUCCACACAGGAGAUCCAUGAGAAGGUACUAAAUGAGGCAGUAGGGGCAAUGAUGUACCACACCAUCACACUCACCAGAGAAGAUCUGGAGAAAUUUAAAGCCUUGCGCAUCAUCAUCCGCAUUGGCAGCGGCUACGAUAACAUCGACAUAAAAGCUGCUGGAGAAAUGGGCAUCGCAGUGUGUAAUAUCCCGUCCGCAGCUGUAGAGGAGACUGCAGACUCGACCCUCUGUCACAUCCUGAACCUGUACCGGAGGAACACUUGGCUGUACCAGGCUCUCCGGGAGGGCUCACGGUUCCAGAGCAUAGAGCAAAUCAGGGAACUGGCGUCAGGAGCAGCUCGCAUACGCGGAGAAACUCUCGGACUCAUAGGUUUUGGCCGAACGGGUCAGGCGGUAGCGGUUCGGGCAAAAGCAUUUGGCUUCAAUGUGAUAUUUUACGACCCAUAUCUGCAGGAUGGUUUAGAACGCUCACUAGGUGUCCAGAGAGUGUACACCCUCCAGGACCUGCUGUACCAAAGUGACUGUGUGUCUCUGCAUUGUAAUCUAAAUGAACAUAACCACCACUUGAUCAAUGACUUUACCAUCAAACAGAUGCGGCAGGGUGCGUUCCUGGUGAACUGUGCACGUGGGGGUCUGGUGGAUGAGAAAGCUCUGGCUCAGGCCCUGAAGGAAGGAAGAAUCCGUGGAGCUGCUCUGGAUGUGCAUGAGUCAGAACCAUUCAAUUUUACACAAGGUCCACUGAAAGAUGCUCCCAAUCUUAUCUGCACGCCUCACACAGCCUGGUACAGUGAGCAGGCCUCACUAGAGAUGCGAGAAGCAGCUGCCACUGAGAUAAGAAGAGCGAUCACAGGUCGUAUUCCAGACAGCCUUAGAAACUGUGUCAACAAAGAGUAUUUUAUUGCCACUACAUCGUGGGGAGCAGCAGAGCAGCAGGUGCAUCCAGAGCUCAAUGGUGGUGCAUAUAGAGUGGCCCAACCGUUACCUGCCAUAUCUCCUGGUGGCCUGCAAGACAAAAUGUAUACCUAAACCCAACCAGACAUGCCCAGGGUCCGGUGGGGAUGACUUCUGGAGGACCAGAAGAGGGCACAAAGCCAGGUGGGGGUCCCAGUGCCCAUGCCCUCUCCCUGCCACCAAGCCCCCCCAGCCCAACCAUACCCCCUGCCUGAAUCAAUCCUACACACAACGUGAGCACAGAGAACACACACAACCAAACGCAGGGAGGUGUUUAUACUGCUACUGAAUAACUCACGGCACAGUUCACAUAGCGAGUUAACGGCAAACCAGGGACAAGAAGAAGUAAAAUUAUCUAGGAGCUACAGCUAACAGCAGUGGGAUCAGCUCAGACAUGCAGCGUGGAGGCGUCCUUUUGCUCCUGUCUCUUGUCUUGGGAUUUUAGAUUUUCUUGGUUGUAGUUAUUUUCGUUCCAGACGUUUUCCCUCCAUAUGUAUGCUUUUACCUUACUUGUCUUCUUGGGACUGUGUGCAUGGACAGGUGGGCAAGAUUUUUAGUCCACUCGUUGAAUUUUCAAAGGAAGUUUGGCAUCACGUGUCAGUCAUCCCUUCUACCACCAGCCUUGAGCGUCCUGAACAAAACACUUGUAGAUGCAUUUAGUCUGUUAACCUGUGUUUCUUUCUAUUUUCUUGUUGUCUCUUACUUUUAAACCAAACAAAUUAUUACUUGUCCUUUUAAUUCUGUGUUAAAGUGAUUUGAUUCUAUUGGUAUAUAGUGUAUUUAUCAAAAAGCAAAGACAAAAGGUUCAAUUGCUGAUGACCUCAGUGUGGACACCCCCCCCCCCCCCCCCCCUUUCUUUACUUGGCCUUGUAACCAGUUUGAACCUUAUUAAUUAGACACAACCACAUGAGUCUAACAAUCACCAGCCCUAACGUUCAGGCCUUUUUGUAUUCAUUUUCACAUAACACGGGCGUGUCAGAUUUAUUGAAUUCAUUGAGGAAAAUUUAAUUUCUUUUUUUGGUCUGAUAAUAAGACUAUGGAUGGCAGCUCACAGUGAAGGUUAGGAGCCGCAUGCCACCCUGCUCAGGAAACACUUUUCUUCUUUCAUGUCUGAGUAUCAUAAAAUAAGCAUCACAUCUCUGGUUAUUCUACCAUCUACUUUUCCUCACAUCACUCUCUUGCUGAUAUUUUUAUAGAUGUAAAAUAGAAAAUAUUUUGAUGUUGCUGUUAGAUUUGUAUUACCAUAGUAUGCAAAACUUUUUUUUUUCCUUUUUUUUUUUUUUCCUUUUGUGAGUUUUAUGACACCACGUGGAGUUCAUUUUAUCGUUACUGAAAUGUGUGUUCCUCAGCCCACUUUGCCAGUACAUGUAUAUUAGGACAGUGGGAUAUGUUUGUGUUUGUUUGUUUCUUGUACCAAGCAUCCAUGACCGUACAAAUAAAAUAAAAUAAAAAAGUGCCA